Messenger RNA from Rosa chinensis, 4360 nucleotides. RefSeq lists its product as uncharacterized. The record is from RefSeq and is a predicted model, not a curated record. Lineage: Eukaryota; Viridiplantae; Streptophyta; Magnoliopsida; Rosales; Rosaceae. Bases 1100 to 4360 code for a protein of 1086 amino acids. The transcript has 5 exons.
UGAUAGUUGGAUUAGUUGUUGACAACAACUUUUGGAUAUACAUUUAUCCAAAUAGUGCCUCUAUUAUACUAUUCUAGAACCAACGUUUUUAUGGAAACACAUGUUCUUCAAAGAGUGCAGUAUAAUUUUCCAGAUUUGUUCGAUGGUUGUAGGGUGUCAUUGUUAGAGUUACUAUUCCAUUUAGUACUUUCUCUGUUACUGUAUGUGGUAAUUACUUAUUGUUAAAGCUGGUUUAAUUGUUAGCUAAUUGUUAGUUUGUCAGUUGUUUGCCACGUGCAAGUCAUCUGCAGCUUCUUAGCUAACUAUAAGUUCAUGUACGUACUUCCAGUCAAGCCAAGAGAUAGACAAGGGAUGACAGCUGGAGUGUAACAGUUUACGUGAGAGCAAGAAAUCAUGAGAAUUUAUUAUAGCUGCAUUGAUUCAAGAAAUCAUCUGUGCCGAUUUAUAUUUUGCUAUUCACGCUGAAUCCAUUGUCAAUAAAUAUUGCAGAAAUCCAAUGUGAGUAUGAGUUUGAAAUCUCUCCCCCACCCCCAACAAAUGUGAUCAUCAUUCUUUUUUUCAUGAAAAUUCAUUAGUUAAGGGCUUAGGGGAUCAAGACUUUUUUUUUUGGCGGUGGGUGCAUAUAUAUCCUGGAUGUGCCAUGAGCUUCAUUACCCAAAAGUCCACUACAACAAAAUUGGAAGAAAUGGCAUGAUUUAACAUAGAGAGAGUUUAUAUCUAAAUUACAUUGGUCUCAUUGAAAUCAGAGAGCAUUUUUGUUUCUUUAACUUAAGUGGUUUUUGUCAUUGCCACUGUGAUUGUUAUUGUGUUUUUCUGCAUUCAAAUUCCUAAUGCAUGUAUUGUGGAAGCUUAUUUUUGUUUCUUUUGUGCUGGCAUAUAUGAAGUUUAUUAUGUAUUUUAUUCAUUAAUAUCUGUUAUGAAGUAAAUUAUGUACUCUAUUGAUCGAUUAGAAUUAGUUUGUUUGGUUUAAUUUUAGACAUUGCUUGAAUCUAAAGAUGAUGGAUAAAGAGUGGGUGUGGCUUCCCAGGUAAGAAUCAUAACUUAAUUUUUUUGGUCACCAAUACUUGCAAUGUAACAUAGAAAUUUAAUUAGACUUAGAAUGUUUUUUUUUCCUGUUCUCUUUCUUUUUAAUCAUAGAUCUAGUUCAGAGUAUGAGCAAAGAGCAUUACAUUUUGUGAAGACGGCUGAAAAGAAUUUGGGAUAUCCUGCAAUGAUUCUUUGCCCUUGCAAAGAUUGCCGUAAUGUAAGCCAUCAAGAUAGUACUACUGUUUUUGAACAUUUGGUUAUAAAGGGGAUGGAUUCCAAGUACAAGAAAAGAUCACAUUGGACAAAACAUGGAGAUCAAAUAGUAAAUGCUGAAAGUGUUGAUCAUGAAACCACCAUGGAUGAGGCAUAUAACUUAUAUAGAGCUGCCUACUUUAUGGAUGAAGAUUCUGUCCGGCCUACAAACUCUAUGGAUGAAGCUACUGUACAGAGGCAAGAUGAUCAAUUCAUGAAGAACCUCGAAGAUGCAGAAACUCCUUUAUACCCAGGUUGUCCUAAUUACACAAAGUUGUCAGCCAUUGUAGCUUUAUAUCGACUCAAAAGCAAGAGUGGAUUGUCUGAUACCCAUUUCAAUGAGCUUUCAGAGACUAUUCAUGGCCUGUUACCGAAGGAAAAUAUUCUGUUGAAGUCGUUGUACUCGAUUAAAAAGUUCCUCAAGAUAUUUGACAUGGGAUUUGAAAAGAUUCAUGCUUGCGAGAAUGAUUGUUGUCUUUUCAGAAAAGAGUAUAAGGCCUUGGACAAUUGUCCAAAAUGUGGUGCUUCAAGAUGGAAGAAAAAUAAGCGUACUAAGGAGAUCAGAAAAGGUGUUCCAGUUAAGGUUCUGAGAUAUUUUCCUAUCAUUCCGAGAUUUAGAAGGAUGUUCAGGUCUGCACAAAUGGCAGAAGAUUUAAGGUGGCAUUUCAGCAACAAAAGCACUGAUGGAAAAAUGCGUCACCCUGUAGAUUCUUUAGCUUGGGACAUGGUUAAUGAUAAAUGGCCUUCAUUUGCAGCUGAUCCACGCAAUCUCAGACUUGGACUUGCUACUGAUGGUUUUAACCCUUUCUCCAUCUUAAGCUCCAAGUAUAGUUGUUGGCCAGUAAUGCUCGUCACGUAUAAUUUGCCCCAUAUGUUAUGCAUGAAGAAAGAGAACAUUAUGUUAACAUUGUUGAUUCCUGGUCCAAAGCAACCCGGAAACGACAUAGAUAUUUAUCUACAACCACUUGUAGAUGCUUUGCAAUUGUUAUGGCAGAAUGGGGUGGAGGCUUAUGAUGCCUUCAGUAAAUCAACUUUCAAUUUGAAGGCAAUGUUGAUGUGGACCAUAAAUGACUUUCCAGCCUAUGGAAAUCUUGCUGGAUGUUGUACAAAAGGCAAAAAAGCAUGUCCUAUAUGUGGCAAAAAUACACAUCACAGAUGGUUACGCUUCAGCAAGAAAUUUGCAUACAUGGGUCACAGGAAGUUUCUUACACCCUCACAUCCAUAUCGAAGAAAGAAAUCUUGGUUUGAUAAUAGUGUGGAACAUGGUAGUAAGACUAGAAUUUUAACAGGACGAAACAUUUCUCUUGCUCUUAAAGAUUUUCCAAAUGACUUUGGAAAAGGUGGGAACAAAAAAAGGAAAAGGAAUAAUAAUGAAGAUGACACCAGUGAUGUUGAUGAUCAGAAUGAGCUUUCUAGGUGGAAGAAAAGAUCAAUCUUUUUUUGUUUACCAUAUUGGGAGGAACUUCUAUUACGUCAUAAUUUGGACGUAAUGCACAUAGAGAAAAACAUUUGUGAAAGCAUAAUAGGCACGAUGUUGCAUAGUGGGAAAUCAAAAGAUGGGAUUAGUGCUCGUAAAGAUUUAGAAGACAUGGGAAUUAGGAAAGACUUGCAUCCACAACAGCAUGGAAGCAGAUUGUACCUUCCACCAGCACCACAUACAUUUUCAAGGUCUGAAAAAAAAAGAUUUUGCAAGAGGUUAUAUGAUUUUAAAGGGCCUGAUGGUUAUUGCUCAAAUAUUGGGAACUGCAUAUCAUUGGAGGAUUCUAAGGUUAUGGGCCUCAAAUCUCAUGAUUAUCAUGUUCUAAUGCAACAAUUGUUGCCUGUUGCUAUAAGAGGAUUGCUUCCGAAAGGGCCUAGAAAUGCAAUACUUCGGUUAUGUACUUUUUUCAAUAGAUUAUGUCAGCGUGCUAUUGAUAGAGAAAAGUUGCUGAUUCUUGAGAAUAAGGUUAUUGAAACUUUGUGUCAGCUUGAACGGUUUUUUCCGCCAUCUUUUUUUGAUAUCAUGGUACAUUUACCGGUUCAUCUAGCAAGAGAGGCACGCUUGUGUGGACCGGUUCAUUUUCGUUGGAUGUAUCCUUUUGAGAGGUACAUGAAAACACUAAAAGAUUAUGUACGAAAUCCUGCAAGACCUGAGGGGUGUAUUGCACAGUCCUACCUAGCAGAAGAGUGCAUCACUUUUUGUAGUCAGUUUCUGAAAAAAUCCAUACAAGUGGAGGAAAAAGAAGUUCGGAAUGAAGAUUUUGUGAAUGAUGUCAUUCUUGAAGGUCGUCCAAUUUCUAAGGCUACAUCGAUUAUAUUGACUGACAAAGAGAUAGAGAUAGCACAUCGUUCUGUGCUACUGAACACAGCCAUAAUGGAUCCAUUUUUAGAUAUGCAUUUGGAAGAGUUGCAAGCAAAAGACAAACGACUUGCAAAUAAUGAAACCUUACUUUGGAACCGGCAUACCGAGAGAUUUGCAGAAUGGACAAAAAACAAGAUUCCUAUUGACUCGAAGAAUCACUCAAACACAUUAAGAUGGUUGGCAUAUGGUCCUAGAAAGAGUGCACUAUCAGUUAAAGGAUACAUUAUCAAUGGACAGCGGUUUCACACGAAGGAUGUUGAUAGAGAAACUCAAAAUAGUGGAGUGACUUAUGAUGCAAUAACCAUGUGUAGAGCAAGUGCAAAAGAUACUGCACAAGUGGCUGAUGUGGUUACUUACUACGGGAUAUUGACGGAUAUCAUAUUACUAGACUAUCAUCUAUUUUAUGUUCCAGUCUUUAAGUGUCAUUGGGCGAAUAAAGGAAAUGGUGUCAAGGAAGAAGAUGGAUUUACACUUGUAAACCUACAGCAAAGUCAAAUAUCAUUUGCAAGAGAUCCAUAUAUCCUAGCAUCUCAAGCAAAACAAGUUUUCUAUUCAAGAGAAGAUGAUUCCUCUAAUUGGUAUGUUGUAAUGAAGGCACCACCAAGAGGUUUCCAUGAGUUGGAGACAAAUGAUGAGAAUGUAGACGUAUCUUCAUUGCCACAGGAUAUUGAAAUGGACAAUGAUGAUUCUACUGAGACAGUUAGUUAUGUCAGGGAGGAUUGUGAGGGCCUACUUGUGUAG